CCCCCCCCCCCCCCCACGAGAAAGAGAAAGUGAUUAACCAGAAACCCCAGCCAGCAGAGAAAAAUAUUUGUCGACAAAAUUGGAUUCAGGUAUUCACUUAGAACAUAGCACUUAGAUGGCAGAAAAGGCUUGUAUAAAACGUCUCCAAAAGGAAUAUAGAGCACUUUGCAAGGAGCCAGUCUCCCAUGUCGUUGCUCGUCCUUCCCCAAAUGACAUUCUCGAGUGGCACUAUGUGUUGGAAGGUAGUGAGGGAACACCUUUUGCAGGCGGAUAUUACUAUGGAAAGAUCAAGUUCCCUCCCGAGUAUCCUUACAAGCCACCCGGAAUUACAAUGACUACACCAAAUGGUCGAUUCAUGACACAAAAGAAAAUCUGCUUGUCUAUGAGUGAUUUUCAUCCAGAAAGCUGGAAUCCGAUGUGGUCUGUGUCAAGCAUUCUUACAGGACUUCUCUCAUUUAUGAUGGAUACCAGUCCGACAACUGGAAGUGUGACCACUACUGUAGCUGAGAAACAAUGGUUGGCUAAGUCAUCUCUCGCAUUCAAUUGUAAAACCCCAGCAUUUCGAAAGCUAUUUCCAGAGUACGUAGAGAAGUACAACCAGCUGCAACUAGCUGAGGAAGCUGCCACGCAACCGACAGCACCAGAAUCUCCUCAAAAGAGCAGUACGAAAGCUGAGUCAGAGAAAACCGUUGACACAGCAAAGGAGGACUCAGAAGGUGUCUUGAAGGAGAGGAAAAAGAAUAAGAAACAGGGAUUACCAGCGUGGAUAAUAUUGUUGCUAGUGUCGGUUUUCGGUGUUGUAAUGGCUUUGCCUUUACUUCAACUGUGAUGUCUAUGCCAACAAACCCCGACCUGGACAACUCUUCCAGUAAAAUCUCCUUGUCUCUCGCCUCAGUAUCAAGAGUAGUCUCCUUUUGUCUAGUGCUCUUCUUCUGAAUUUACUCAUUUUAGCACCUCAUGGUUUGUGCUUGUAAAAGCAGAAAACAUAAGUUUGGUUUUCACAUUUAUAUACAUAUUGUAGCUUUGUUGAAACUACUUUGUAUAGUAUAUAUGAACUGAAGGUAAUGGUUUGCAUUUAUCAAUUGUA
This is a messenger RNA of Capsella rubella, 1087 nucleotides long. RefSeq names its product ubiquitin-conjugating enzyme E2 34. The record is from RefSeq and is a predicted model, not a curated record. Bases 116 to 829 code for a protein of 237 amino acids. Lineage: Eukaryota; Viridiplantae; Streptophyta; Magnoliopsida; Brassicales; Brassicaceae. The transcript has 10 exons.